Messenger RNA from Capsicum annuum, 610 nucleotides. Its product is annotated as glycerol-3-phosphate dehydrogenase [NAD(+)]-like. Lineage: Eukaryota; Viridiplantae; Streptophyta; Magnoliopsida; Solanales; Solanaceae. The coding region runs from base 242 to 475 and encodes 77 amino acids. Gene Ontology annotation, biological process: carbohydrate metabolic process; glycerol-3-phosphate metabolic process. The record is from RefSeq and is a predicted model, not a curated record. The transcript is spliced from 3 exons. Gene Ontology annotation, molecular function: glycerol-3-phosphate dehydrogenase [NAD(P)+] activity. Gene Ontology annotation, cellular component: cytosol.
AUUGUCCACAGAUUAGUUGUGGAAGGCAUCAGAUGUUGCCUUUAUUGUCAUGUAUCUUAUCGUUAUUUGAUUUUAGCUUUGAGUAACGGAUUAUUUAAAUUUGUGAUAUACCAGGGUUUGUGGACGACCUGGAAAUGGGAAAUAACACUAAGGUAGCAGCCAAAAAUAUAUAGAAUCUCUCUGUGUUUUAAGGAAAUGAAGCAAUUUGUUCCCCUGAUUAAUGUGUCUUGUUUGUUCCUAAAUGAUCGAACAAGCUGCAAUAAUGAGAAUUGGCUUGAGAGAGAUGAAGGCAUUAUCCAAGCUAUUGGUUCCUUCCAUUAAAGAUAAUACAUUCUUUGAGAGUUGUGAAGUAGUAGAUCUUAUAACUACUUGCUUGGGAGGAAGAAACAGGAGGUGUGCUGAUGCUUUUGCAAUGAAUGGAGGAAAAAGAAAGCUGGUAAGACUGUCGAUAGUGCAUGUGUUGCCGGUGAUAUGACAGAGGCAGAAGUCAGCACUCAGGGAAGCAUAAAAGAACAAGCAGUCCUUGCCUCUCAGUCUUCAUCCCAAGAAGACUAUAGACAUCUUACAAAACACCAAUUAAUUUAAUCCUGACCCUGAAUCUUAUGGUUGC